This is a messenger RNA of Ictalurus punctatus (channel catfish), 2598 nucleotides long. RefSeq names its product complement C5a receptor 1 (gene c5ar1). Gene Ontology annotation, cellular component: plasma membrane. The record is from RefSeq and is a predicted model, not a curated record. Gene Ontology annotation, molecular function: G protein-coupled receptor activity; complement receptor activity. The transcript is spliced from 3 exons. Bases 664 to 1707 code for a protein of 347 amino acids. Lineage: Eukaryota; Metazoa; Chordata; Actinopteri; Siluriformes; Ictaluridae. Gene Ontology annotation, biological process: complement receptor mediated signaling pathway; positive regulation of cytosolic calcium ion concentration; chemotaxis.
GGGGGAGAUGCAUCAAAUCAUGGAAACGUCAACCCGAACUGGAGGACACAACACAGUGUGAUACAACCACAAAACAGUUACAUUCUGGACUCGACUUGGACUCGCCCAUUAAGGACUCGGACUUGAGUCCAACUCGACGAAGGUGGACUCGGAGACAACACUAUAAGUAUAUUCGUUAAUAUUUAACAGUAAUGGAGAAAUGCCACCGAAUGUAGUGAAGUAAAAGUACAUUUCUGUGAUUAAAAUGAACGUAUUGCCAGUUAAACUUGUGCUUAAAGUAAUUUUUUUUUUUUUUUCAAAAAAGUUACUCAAGUAAAUGUAACGAUAGUAAAUGUAGCGCAUUACUACCCACAGAACUGUACAUAUCUCAAAUACUACGGAUUUUCUAUGUGAAGAAAACUAUGUUUUUAUGUUGCAAAGCAUUGGGUCUGCUGAUUAAAAGUGGGGUCACGGUUCAAAUAUAUGUAACAGACCAUAAAUAUGACUUCACAAUCUGCAGUUCUCUGCUUAGGAUAGUGUUACAUACGUAGAUUGCACAAGCCACAUCCUUUUUAGCUCAGUAUUUACAAAUGUGACUCUUAUCAGAUCAUACACAAGAGCCUGAGCGUGGUAAAGCCGCACGAUCCGCACAGUUCAUCAUUCUGUGGUUCACCUAAAAAUAAAAUGAGUGACUACGAUUACAACGAGACGUAUGAUUUCACCAACAUCAACAUCUCAUGUCUCGGAAACUGCACGCUCUUUGACAAAACUGACCAGUCUCUGAUUGGCUGGCGCCACUGGUUUUCUCUGAUCUGCUAUGCAAUCGUCUUCUUGGUGGGUGUCCCUGGCAACAGUCUGGUUGUCUGGGUGACGGCAUUCAAGAUGCCCUGUUCAGUUAAUGCCCAGUGGUUUCUGAACUUGGCCUUGACUGACCUGCUGUGCUGUUUAUCCCUGCCCCUGCUCAUGGUAGAACUGGCUCAAGAUAUGCAUUGGCCCUUUGGUAUGUUAGCCUGCAAACUACUGCAUAGCCUACUGUAUAUGUUCAUGUACUGCAGCGUGCUGAUAUUAACGGUCAUCAGUCUGGACCGCUGGGUCCUAGUGACUCGGCCUGCUUGGUGCCAGAACUGGAGGCAACCGAAUCUGACUCGCUGGGUCUGUUUGAGUGUCUGGGUGGUGGCACUUAUUGGCACAAUUCCCCAGUUCAUCCACAUGAACGUAGAGCAGCGUGGGACAAAGAUACAAUGUCGUGGCCAUUAUGUAAGCCUGUUUCAUGCCUGGGCCAUGGUAAUGACACGCUUCCUGCUUGGUUUUCUGCUGCCGUUCCUGAUAAUCUCUUACAGCCACUGGAUAGUGUACCAGAGGGCACACCGAAGGUCAUCCCAGAGGCAAAACGAGAGGUCAGCACGGACCUUGCGUAUCAUCCUAGCUGUAGUGAUCACUUUCUUGCUGUGCUGGAUUCCCUUGCAUAUCAUGGAGAUUACUAUGGUGGUCUUUGAAAAGGCAGUGGAUCAAAGAAGGGUAAACCUUCACCUGGCUUAUAUAUUAGCUCUCUGCCUGGCCUACUUCAACAGCUGCCUGAACCCACUGCUCUAUGUUUGCCUGGGCCGUGGCUUUAAGGAGAGCUUGACCAAGACACUGAAGAGUGUACUCAACUUUGCUUCUGAAGAGCCGGGUCGAGGAGUCAGCAUGACAAUGAACACCAAGAGCACCACUGACACAAACUACUGAGAGAACACAGGUCUUAAUCUAGACAAGUUUCUAGUAGCUACUGUACUAGAAAAACAUCGGUCUACUCCACACACACACACACACACACACACAAAGAUUUUAUUUAUAUCUAAAAAAUACCAAAAACAAUCACGACCCCGACUUUGUUUGAAAUGUUUCAGCCGUGCAAUCUACAGUAACAUUGAACUGAACUACAUUCGAGUGUGCCACAUCGACGACAGUAACUGUUUCAGCAUGUUUAUAAUUUUAUAUUGGUUGGCUGUUUCCAUUGGCUUGAGUGCUACUAUAAGUAAUGUCCAGUAAAUUUAUAAUAUUAUGAGACCAUUUUGUCUUCAUAAAGAAAUGAAGAAAAAAAAACAAAAAAAACAAGGCCGAAUUAUUGUGUCGAUAAUGUAUAUAUGCCUAAUUUAGCUCACAUAGUUGCCUAAUAUACUGUACCUAAUAACCCCUUAACGUCAUCGCGUUAUAUUCAGUCUUUCAGCUUAAAGUAUAUUACUCAGUGACUAGUAUGAUUUAUUCAGCUACACACAUUCAGCAGCAGUUAGAAGGUUCAGGGAUGUAUGUCUAAGGGCUUAAUCUAACCUUAACCUUAACCACUCCUUCUCCUCUCAGACCGGUUCGAGCUGGAUUUCUUAACUGCUUAUGAAAUCCAGGAGAAAUAAAAGAUCACUUAACGACACAGCACACAGGAUGUUGAGAAAACACUGAGUGUCACAAACUUUGCUUGGAUCCCUGACCACCGCUAAACAAAAACAUACUCUAAGUUUUCUAAAUAUACAUGUAAAAAUCUAAAUUAAUCAAAGCUUCCAGCACACGAAGUGACAUUUCUUAACAAGUAUAGGAUGUAAUAUUAUAAUUAGUACUACUGAUUAUGACGUUCAGUAAUAGAUU